GUUUCGUUUAUUUUGUUUUUCUUCUUAAAGACAACCUUGUAGGUGUUAUAGCUUCUUUCUAACACUAUGCCUGUAUCCCGUCUAAGUAAUCCACAUGUUUUUCUUUUUCCUUAAAACAUUGACGGUGGACCGACUCUGUCAGGACUACUUCGUAGCAGAGGAAUGAGAUUUGUGCGACUUUAAAGUGGAUCAGUGUUUUGUAAGGGUCGUCUUUUUUCUCCCAGUACGCCUGCCUAUUAUUAGCUCUGGAGGCCUUGUAGUAAGUAAGUGGAAGUGGCUCCAUGACGGUCAGAGCUGCAGCUCUGCAACCGACACCGGCGCACGUCAGAGCAACAUUCAGGCUCCUAGCACCUCAUUUCCCUUUAUUGCAUUUAUCCAGGGGGGCUUUUGAACAAAACAUCAGAGCUCGGUCCGCUUUUUUCCAAGCCUCGUUUCACCUUGCCCUGAAAAUGAAGCUGAAUACGAGCAGCCGUCAGGUGCGAGCAGCAUCCGAUGGAGCCGUGCUUUCCGACUCGCUCAACGACCAAACUAAUGCAGCACUUCCUUUUGUUGCGGUCCCAGUUGACAGACACUGAUAUGGACUAUGAGAGGCCAAACGUUGAAACUAUCAAGUGCGUGGUGGUGGGAGACAAUGCAGUCGGAAAGACCCGCCUUAUCUGCGCCCGGGCCUGCAAUGCCACACUCACUCAGUACCAGUUACUUGCUACACAUGUGCCCACAGUUUGGGCAAUUGAUCAGUACAGAGUAUGCCAAGAGGUAUUAGAGCGCUCCAGAGAUGUAGUGGAUGAUGUAAGUGUGUCUCUUCGGCUAUGGGAUACUUUUGGAGAUCAUCAUAAGGACCGGCGUUUUGCCUAUGGCAGGUCUGAUGUUGUGGUACUGUGCUUCUCCAUCGCCAACCCCAACUCUCUGUACCACGUAAAGACCAUGUGGUACCCUGAAAUCAAGCACUUCUGUCCCCGGGCUCCUGUCAUCUUGGUAGGCUGUCAGCUGGACCUGCGCUAUGCAGAUUUGGAGGCAGUUAACAGGGCCCGGAGGCCUUUAGCCAGACCUAUAAAAUCCAAUGAGAUUCUUCCACCAGAAAGAGGCCGGGAGGUGGCCAAAGAGUUGGGUGUCCCGUAUUAUGAAACCAGUGUUGUUGCUCAGUUUGGUGUCAAAGACGUCUUUGACAAUGCUAUCCGAGCUGCUCUCAUUUCUCGCCGCCAUUUGCAGUUUUGGAAAUCUCAUCUCAGAAAUGUCCAGCGGUCUCUGCUCCAAGCGCCCUUUUUGCCGCCGAAACCUCCCCCACCUAUUAUCACUGUGCCACCUCCCCCCUCCACAACAGAAGAGCACCCAGCUGGUCUUCUGGAGGACCCACACUGUGCUGAUGUUAUCCUGGUCUUACAGGAGCGACAGAAAAUCUUUGCACACAAGAUUUAUUUGGCCACAUCCUCCUCAAAGUUUUAUGACCUCUUUAGUAUGGACACACAAAAUGAGGAAACUGAAAGGCCUCCUCGUGGCCCUCUCUCCGGCAGAGAGCUGCUGAUGCGUGCUGCUAGCUUUGAUGUUUGUGAGAGCACCGAUGAUGGAGACAGGGCUAACUUGAGGGCAUGCACUAGUGAUGGGACGUUGAAGGUCUCUGAGGGGGCCCGGCGGGGCAGGCUGCUCUCCUCAUGGAGUCGAGCCUUCAUCAGCAUUCAGGAGGAGCUGGUGGACGACCCUGUGACGUACACCCCCAGAUUCAUGACUGUAGUACACAUGGACCAGUCAAUCCAGCUUGGCUCUUUUCGAGCAGUGCUUCGCUACCUGUACACCGGUCAGCUGGAUGAGAAUGAGAAAGAACUUAUGCAGAUUGCACACAUUGCUGAGCUUCUGGAGGUCUUUGAUCUGCGGAUGAUGGUGGCAAACAUACUCAACAACGAAGCCUUCAUGAACCAGGAAAUCACCAAAGCCUUCCAUGUACGCCGCACAAACAGAGUGAAAGAGUGCUUGGCUAAAGGCGCAUUUUCUGAUGUGAUAUUCAAGCUGGAUGAUGGGACGAUCAUGGCUCACAAGCCUUUGCUCAUCUCUAGUUGUGACUGGAUGGCAGCUAUGUUUGGUGGACCUUUUGUUGAGAGCUGCACCAAAGAGGUGCUGCUUCCCAACACAACCCGUAGCUGCAUAAGGGCUGUGCUGGAAUAUCUUUACAUGGGUAGGUUUUGCUCUCGGCCUGACUUGGAUGCAAUGGAGCUCAUUGUUCUUGCCAAUCGUCUUUGCCUUCCCCACCUGGUGGCUCUCACAGAACUCUACACAGUAACAGUGUUGACAGAGUCGGCGAUGAUGGGGACGGAUAUUGAUGGUGAUGUGCUGAUGUACCUGGAUAUGGCCCAGUUCCAUGGAGCCCAGCAGCUAACUGGAUGGUGUCUGCACCACAUUUGCACCAAUUACAACAGUGUCUGCCGCAAGUUUCCCCGUGAAAUGAAAGCCAAGUCCACAGAGAAUCAAGAAUACUUUGAGAAACAUCGCUGGCCACCAGUUUGGUACUUAAAGGAAGAUGACCACUACCAAAGAGCACGCAAAGAGCGUGAAAAAGAGGACUACCUGUACCAGAGACGACAGUGUAAACGCAAGUGGCUCUUCUGGAACAUUCCUUCCUCCCCUAACUCAAACUCAUCCUCUGGAUCAUCUGCCGUCAUUUGACCAGGUGGUAAGGGCCGGGUCCACUCUGGAGUGCAUUUGUGUGUUUGCAAGUUGUAAAUGAUACAAUAGAAGAUAAGCACUGAUAGCUUAGUAUACCCCAAACAUUCAGGCAGACUGUUUCUCCUCCUGCCUGUGUGGGCACUCCAGGUUUGCUAAGUCAGCUCCGAGUCGUGAUAAAAAUUAAGGUUUUAUUCCUUACAAUUUCAGCUCUGUACACGUAAAAUUCAAACCUCAGUGAUUUAAACUAUUUUGACAUAUGGCACAGUGUAACAAGUGCAAAUAUCAGAUCUUGUGGGUUGUUAUAUAUUGGAGUUUUAAGCUUAAGUAAUACAACUCCACUGAGGCAGAACUUUCCACCUGUGGUUAUAACUAUUAUCGAUAACUUGAGCUGACAACUAAGUGCUGCUUACCAGCUGUGACAACCAGCAAUUCAACACUUUAUUAUUAAUUAAGUCUCAGAGAUAUAACACUUUGACCUUAAGUGUUUGUACAAUCUGCCAAACUGUACGUUGAUUAUGAUUUCACAAACAGGAUGUAACAAACACACGGCCUGCCUGGAAAGAGAAAACUGAAGUCAUUCAUUCUGGAAAUGUUUAUUACAAACAUUGUAAAAAACAACACUUCUAUUCCAGUUAUUUUUGUAUGUUUAUUCAACUUUGCAGAAUUUGUACAGUAAGCUUGCACAGCUUAAACUGGUAUCUCUUGACACACUUACCACUUACAUAUCGUGAUCUUUUGGUCUGUGGCUUUUUGUCACAAAAGGGCUUAAGUUCCCAUGAAUGCAUUCAAAGUCCUCUGACACAAAGGAUUCCUGAUCAAGAUGUUUUUUUCUUUGAAUUGCCCCGGAAUGCAGACAUCACCACUACUAUUCUAAAUCAGUUGCUCAAGGUGGGUUAAUAGCACACAUGUUAAACUAUGUUAGACAUUUGCAUUAAACAGUUCUAUCAUUUUGACUGCUUUCAUCCUAAAAAUCAAAAUAUAAUGUAUUUAUUUUGAGAGCUGAAGUGAUUGUAUGGUCAUAACUAUUCCUUUAUUACUGUAUUUGUCUCUGGUGGUAACUUGGCUUGAAGAGAUUUUUCUUAUUGAAGUUGAGGGGGGGGGCGGGCUUAUAACUAACCGAUAUAAUCCCUAUUCUUCACAUCACCACAAACACUUUCUGGACUUCAGAGACACACACAUGAACUUCCAGUGGCAGCAUUACACUAUAUUGUGCUAUGUCAAGAGGGACAGGAGAGGAGAUAAGUCCAAGACAUUUAAAGUGUGUCCAUUGCUUUUGUGAAUAUCAAAUCAUCUUUGUGGAUUGUUUUGCACACCUCACCGUAUCACAUAUUGAAGAUUGUCAUCUACUGUUGCUCUUGAUUGUACGGUGGGCUGCAGAAUGAUUCAGAUUUGUAGGCAUGCUGCUCAGAGGACAAGUAGUAUUGUAAAUUGUAUUAAAUAUCAGAUAAACUAAAUAAUGUGCUACUGUUACCUAAUAUUGUACACUGCUGGCAGUGAGUAAAAUCUUACAGUAUUAUUGAAAAUGGACUGAUCAAAAUUGUAUUUAGUUUCUGUGCAGCUACUGUUGUUGAAAAAAACUGAACACUUAUUUUGCUGACUUCAAGCUACAUCUGUUACAUACUUUAGUGUACAGGCACAUUAUAGGCAGGUGAAUUUAACAAUGAAUUACGUGUAAAAUAGAGUUUCAAAGUAAAGUAGAAAUAUGCAUAUAUAAAUUAUAUCAUAAAUGUGUAUGGUACAUCCAUAAACCAUGCUGUUGUUAUAUAAAAACAGAUUUCUCAUUGCAGAAUUAGAUUUUUUAGGGUAAAUUUUAAAAAGCUUUCUUUAAUAUUGUACAAAUUUUUUUUUUUUUUCGGGGGGUUUUUUUGGGUUUUGUGUUUGACCAGGCAUGCAGGAUCUUGCAAAAGUAUUCAUACCCCUUUAACCUUUUCACAUGUUGUAACAUUACAACAAAUUGUAAAACUUUCUAUUGGUAUUUAAUGUGAUAGGCCACCAUGUGCAUAAUUUUGAAGUGGAAAGAAACUGUCAAUUUGUUUUACAAUUAAAAUUUUUAAACAUGUGAUGUGCAUUUGUAUUUAGUCCCCCCUAAGUUAGCACUUUGUAUAACCACCUUCAGCUCCUGUUACAACUGCAGGUUUUUAGACUAGUUGUCUCAAAGCUUUGCAAAUUUAAAAACAGAAUUUUUUGCCAUGCUAACACAUACAUUUGCUAUGAUCUUAACUAUUCUAUUGUAGCUAUGGUGGUAAGUUUAGGGUUGUUGUCCUGGAAGGUGUUCCACCUUUUUGCAGUCUCAAACAGGUUUUCUUUUAGGAUUGCCCUGCAUUUAACUGCAUCCAUCUUCUCAGCUUUCCUGUCCCUGAUGAAGAAAAACAUCUCCACAGCUUGAUGCUGUCCCCAUCAUCUUUUACUGAGGGGAUGGUAUGUUCAGGAAGAUGUACAGUGUUAGAUUUCCACCACACAUAGCAUUGUGGUGGAACACAUUGGUCAAAUUGAAUUCAAACUGAACCAGAGCAAAUUGUAAACAAGACUUCCUAUGUCUUUCUUCGUGCCAGUCUUCCAUAAAAGUCAGAUUAGUGCAUUACUAAUAGUUUUCCUGUCAACGGAUGCUCCCACUUGAGUUGUGGACCUCCUCAGCUCCUGCAGAGUUAUCAUUUGCCUCUUGGCUGCUUCUCUGAUUAAUGCCCUCCUUUCAGUUUGUCUACCAUGUUCUGGUAGGUGUGUAGUUGGGCCACACUGUUUCCAUUUUUAGAUGUCUUGAACAGCGCUCUGUAAGGUGAUCGAGUUUAUAGCUCUGUUUUAAACUCUUUAAAAAUUUCUCCCAGACGUGUCUGCUGUGUUCCUUGGUCUUAAUUAUACUGUUUGUUCACUAAUGUUCUCUUACAAUUCUCUGAAGCCUUCACAGAAGAGCUGGGUUUAUACCGAGAUUGGAUUGGAUUUCGAUAGCAACUGUUUGCACUCUGUUUGUCUGUCAACAAAACUGUUAAUAUAAUUUUCUGAAACUUAUGGUUUCAAUUUAAAGAAAUCGGAAACGUUAACGAGGUAUGAAUACUUUUCAAGGCACUGUAUAUUUAGAUCCCCACAAAAAAACCAAAUAAAAUAAUGUCUCUUUAUUCACUUGGUAAUAAAACCUUGAUUGUGUGUAUCACUGACCUUAUAAAUAAACACCAUAAACACAUUGUCAAAAUAGAAUGUUUGAUACCUUUUAAAAUGUAAGAUUUAGUUGGCUGGUGCUCUAAGCAGCAACUUUAUAUAAUUUUUAAGUAAAUGUUGCUAAUGCUAAUUUAAAAUAGCUCUUUGCAUUUUUAUUAAUCUAAAAAUAUGUUUGGCACAGAUUCUUUAUUAGAAACAUUGUAGAGCAAAAACUAUAGUAAUUCUGAAUGCUCUCAGUAUAUUUGAAUUAUAUUUAAUAGGUUAACUGCUGGAAGGUCUACAAUUGUAUAUGAUUUGCCUUUAGAGUGUAGCUGCUAAUUUUCAUAGACAUACAUUUGUGCAUUGCAUUUCUCAGUGAUUAUUCUGUUGAUGUUUUGCAUCAACAACACCUCAUGCCUUAAUGUACAGUGAACUGUAGAGUAUGGUAUCAAAUGUAAAGCAAUGUAAAUGUGGUCACCAACUUGUUUGCUGUAUCUUAAGCUGCCUGCUGCUCUCUUGUGUCUAUCAAUUUGCUUGAAGUUUGAUUAGUUUGCUUUAAAUAUUGCUGUAUUAAAAACAUAUAUAUAAAUCUACUUAAAAACUUUGCUUACCAAGGCCAGACUACAAUAAUGACAAAUCACCAAAUCGUGACAGUGACCAUGAAAUGAAUGCAGGGAUUUCACAUUCAUUUCAUAGUUUUAAAGUUUCCUUAAAAAGCUCCUAUUUCACUACAUUGGUACAAAAUGUUAAAACAAUAUGCAGACAGUAAUUGAAAUAUAUAAAUAUCCGUUCUGCAAUUCAAAUUUUGCACAGCGUAAUUUAGUGCAGCUUAAAGCAGUCCCUGUUUUAUACUAUGCAUAAUAAAAUGCAAACUUGUACUGCUUUGUAGCAACAGGUUUUCUUAAAAUUGCAACAUCAUUAUGUAUAUGAGCAUCAGGUAAUAAAAAGAUUAGAUUAAGAAAUUACAAAGAGGCUGUCACCGGGGCCCUAUAUGUUUGGGUGCUAUAUUACAGUUACAGAGAAGCACAAACCAAAGGGAGCUUUAGCAGCACCAGAAAUAUGUAGUAUAUGCUGCACAAUCACUACUGCAUAGUUUUUGAGGCCCUCUUUCAGAAAUGGUACAAGGACAAAUUAGAAACAAGAAGCGAAAAUAAAAAUACAUCAACAUAUAUGAAUGUUUUCCUCAGUGUUUGAAGCCUGGAUGGCAUUUUAUGUGAUCUCCAGGUGAAUAUUAGCUGUCAAGAGCUGUUUUUAUGGUUUAUAAACUGUAAUCUAAAAAUAAUCUGUAGCAUGUGUCCUUGAAAGAGUGUAUAUAAUAUUUAAAUAAACAAAGACCUACAUGUGCACAUGUUCAGUGCGGACA
This is a messenger RNA of Girardinichthys multiradiatus, 7147 nucleotides long. RefSeq names its product rho-related BTB domain-containing protein 2-like. Gene Ontology annotation, molecular function: protein binding; GTP binding; GTPase activity. The record is from RefSeq and is a predicted model, not a curated record. NCBI's taxonomy places the organism in Eukaryota, Metazoa, Chordata, Actinopteri, Cyprinodontiformes, Goodeidae. The transcript has 10 exons. The coding region runs from base 493 to 2655 and encodes 720 amino acids. Gene Ontology annotation, biological process: small GTPase-mediated signal transduction.